AUGAGUGCCAACGGCUUUCCAGCCCAGAGAGGCACAUCCCCUUCUUCAGGGCCCUCUCUGAAGCGCAGCGCCAGCGUGCUUCAUGAGAGCGACCAUGAGCAAGAUACUGACAGCCACCCACCCAACAAAUCUGGCGGCAUCCGUUACGGCCCACCCCGUCCCAUCAAGAAACCCCUGCCCAAGAUCCUCUACACAGAGGCUAUGGUUCGAGGUGCCAUGAGAGGCGAGCUUGUCCACACGCCGGCCCUAAAGAGCCUGAUGGAUUCCAUUGAAGUCGACAUGCGCUUAACUGCCCAGAUUGCAGGUCGUCAUUUGGGAUCCAACAUUCACUACUCCAAGAUGAAGAGCAUCUUGAAGCAGGGCCAGGACGAGAUGAUUAACCUAGAGCGUUAUCUCUUGUCCGAAGCCUUCAUCAGAACAGACAUCUGGAACCCGACCCGCCUGCAGGAGUUCUUUGAGAUGGUGCAUACCUAUGGCCUGGAGAGAGAGUUGCGCGAUACAUACUGGCAGAAGAACCAGUUGGCUCAUCCGGCCAAGAUCCAGAGGCUUUAUGGGUUGAUCAGCAGACCGCUCACUCACCCCAACCUCGACAUUGGCCUUGCUGACCAGAUUGAGAAAUGGGCAAAGGACAUCAUGAGCCGCUCAGUCUUUGUUCCUCGCUCCGACCAUCCCAUCAUCCGCAGUGCUGUGGCCAUCAUGAACAUUGCCGAGCAGCAGUCAAAGGAAAACAUACAGGUCUGGGAAAAGUUCCAAGAGGGUCCCAAGAGAGUCACUCAGAUCUGGAUUGCGUGGUGCCUUGCGCGCAACAAGGAAUGGGCUGAGACCACAUACCUUGCUGCCAUCAUCCUGGACCGCGGUCACAAGAACAGAAUGAUUGCCAACUGCUUCCGCCGAGAGAACAGCUCCUUGCUCAAGCUGGUCAGCAACGGCUACAACAAGGAGGCCUGCAGCCACUGGCGAGACAUGCACGGCAAGUGUCAUGUCAUCUCCAUGCAGGAGCUGAUGUCACGCCCUGUUGUUGUCAAAAACUUGCUACCUGACAUCUCUUCUGUAUCCUCAGCUCAGAAGGAGACUCUUCCAUCCCCAACCCAGAAGAAGACUUCUUCAGUUUCUUCGGCCCAGCAGCAGAAGGCUCCUUCCCUUUCCGCCUCUCUUGCUUCUGCCUUCGAAUUGCAAAAGACCCCCCACAACGCCAACAAGACUGCCAAACCCUUGCCUCCCAAGGUUGUUUUGUCCGCCAAGGCCAAUCAGAUUGCCUCUUCCUCUCAGCACCAACUCGCCCCCAGCCGUCCGACUCCAUCCAAGCAGAACCCCAUCGUCGUAAGAUCGAGCCCAGUCAGCGCCAUCGGACGAGACCGUACACCGGAAGACAUGGUCCGAGACCUUCAAAUCUCUGACCCUUCCCCCAUCAAGAAGCGCCGCGACAACGAGUGGAAGCAACAGCAGUCGAAGCAGGGCGAGAAGAUGGACCGCUCCGAGAUGAGCCAGCCCCAGGCUAAGAAGCGCAAGACCUCUCAUGUUGACACCUUUCGUCAUGCAGAGGCCGGAGUUCAGCGACAAACCAGUCCUUCGCCGGCUCUGAUGACCAUGGCUGCCCCCGCCGUACCCGCUCGUCCAGUCACUUCCGUCGAUAACACCGCGGCUAGUCCUGCUCUCGUCGCUUCCGCGGCUACUGACUCCGCGGCCCUUUCUUCUACGGCCUUUGGCGCGCCUCCUUCUGCUAUGGCUCCUGCUUCUGUUCUCACGAUGGCUUCACCUCCUCCCACCCCUACCUAUCCACUCACUCAAUGGAUGAGCCAGCCGUUCAGCCCUGUUGAUCUCACGAACAUGGUGGCCAUGCGACUUUUUUCUGGAAACUCUGGCUUCUCCUUCAACGGUCGAACUGUCACUGCAAAGACGGAGCGCGAAAUCAUUGAGGAGACAAGUGACAAAAUCGAGAAGAUUAUCGACAGCAAGCUUUCCCCCUUCCUUGAACGCCUCGAUGCCAUGUCUAGCGACAUCAAGGCCAUUGGCGACAAGCAGGCUAUUUUAGAGAAGACCAUCACGCAGAAAGUUGACGACCAGAAGCAUUCCUGUGAUGGAAAGCUGAUUGCUUUGGAGAAUACCGUCUUGAAGAAGUUGGACGACCACGUUCAGGAGAUCAAAGAUCAACAGGCCGCCUCUGAGCAAGCUAUCAUCAAGCAAACGGAGGAUCAGCACACCAUUCAAAGCGACAGGCAGACUGCAUUCGAGCUAGCCAUCAUGAAGAAGGUAGAUGGUCAGUUCGAGUUGCUCCAGAAGCAGUACGAAGAGCAUUACGACGCGCUCAAGGCCAGGGUCGACCGUGGAGAGAAGAAGCGCGGCAGACCCUCGAACAACGACAAGGCGGCUGACACCAUAACCUGCGCGUCCAUGGCCGAUUCGACUCCUCCGCGUCGACGCAAGAACCACUGA
This is a messenger RNA of Colletotrichum destructivum, 2433 nucleotides long. RefSeq lists its product as uncharacterized. The transcript has a single exon. Lineage: Eukaryota; Fungi; Ascomycota; Sordariomycetes; Glomerellales; Glomerellaceae. The record is from RefSeq and is a predicted model, not a curated record. The coding region runs from base 1 to 2433 and encodes 810 amino acids.